Messenger RNA from Macrobrachium nipponense, 747 nucleotides. RefSeq names its product RNA-binding protein 33-like. Bases 1 to 747 code for a protein of 248 amino acids. The transcript has 3 exons. NCBI's taxonomy places the organism in Eukaryota, Metazoa, Arthropoda, Malacostraca, Decapoda, Palaemonidae. The record is from RefSeq and is a predicted model, not a curated record.
AUGCCGAAGAAGGUAUCAGGAAGACGGACCAUGGCAAAGCACUGGAACCAAACGACAGAAUUACAUAAAGGACUCCAUAGCAGAUACCCAGCCAGAAACCCCCAGACCACCACAGAACGCUUGCAACAGCAACACAAACCACCCCACAACACCCAUAUACCUCAACACCUACCACAACAAAACCCACCAAAAAACAAACCACCCCACCAACAAAAUUCACAUCCUUCAGAACCAACGGAAUACAACCCACCUCCACUACAGCAACAACAAACCACAGCCAACACAGACACACAAGACCCCAGAUAUAGGCAGCAGGGAAAAACCCCCCACAUCAAAGACGCAAUCCACUACACAACAACAAACACAAGACCAAAACAACAGAACACUACCACAGAGCCCCAGGACAGACACAAACAAAUGGAAACAAACAACACGCCACACCUCCUCAAAAACCCCAACGUCCUUUACGCAAAAUCAACUCGGAAAAACACCCUACUUCCAACACCACCCAAUCACAUGAACACACCCCCACCCCAAACUUCACCCGUGACCACAAGCAAGGAAGCAUGCACCACCCAACAGUUAAAGCAAGCAGCACAAGAAGCAAUACAGUUGAAACCCACAACAUCUACUUUACAGAUGGUCAGUAGACCUCAGCGUCCCAGCGGCAGCCGCAGUGGUCUAAUCAAAAACACUCAAAGGAAGCUGGAGGCUCCUCCGACAAUGCUCACACUAAGACAGAGCUGA